Messenger RNA from Aureobasidium musti, 471 nucleotides. Lineage: Eukaryota; Fungi; Ascomycota; Dothideomycetes; Dothideales; Saccotheciaceae. The record is from the annotation of a GenBank genome assembly.
GCGACAGCGACCUCUAUCCUUNNCCUCCCUCUGUGCGCAACAUCAUUUGCGCAUCACCAUAUCAAGACUCACUCACCAAGCGGCUUGCGCAUUACACAGCAGUCGACCUUCAUCAUGGCUGAGCAAAGCAUGUAUCACGAGAUGUAUCGCAAUGCGAGCAUCGGCGGCACACUUGCAGACACCUUGGACGAUCUAAUUAGUAGUCGUCGUAUCGAGCCCCAGCUCGCCAUCAAGAUCAUGACCAACUUCGACAAGGCCAUCGCGCAGGUUCUUGGUGAAAAGGUCAAGGCCAGAAUGAGUUUCAAGAUUGUANNGGGUCACCUCGACACAUACCGUUUCUGCGAUGAUGUGUGGACCUUCAUACUUAAGGACGUUAAGGUCAAGCUGGACAACUCACAGCAGAUCGAGGUCGAGAAAGUCAGAAUCGUCAGCUUGCUGAACGCCAAUUCUGCCCACAACAGCGGAAAGAAG